Vicia villosa (hairy vetch) is the source of this 2673-nucleotide messenger RNA. Its product is annotated as cytochrome P450 71D11-like. The record is from RefSeq and is a predicted model, not a curated record. Lineage: Eukaryota; Viridiplantae; Streptophyta; Magnoliopsida; Fabales; Fabaceae. Gene Ontology annotation, molecular function: monooxygenase activity; heme binding; oxidoreductase activity, acting on paired donors, with incorporation or reduction of molecular oxygen. The transcript is spliced from 2 exons. Bases 279 to 1811 code for a protein of 510 amino acids.
AAAUACGAAGAGAAAAGAGAUUGUAAGGGAUAAGGGUGAUCAGAGCAAUUUCACCAUGUUAACACAUGUGCAAAGACAAAAAUGAAGAAAUAUAUUCAAUUAACUUCUUAGUCUUAGUACAUGUUGGACUUAGAGUGUAUAUAGGCUCAACUGAAAGAGUUUAUUAUAGAAAAAUUCUCUAACAACAUUCCAUUAAUAGCUAACACUAAGAUAAGACUAAAAAUAAAAAAUAAGAUAUAUGUAUAUAUAUUGUAACAAAUCUACUUUGUAGUAAACCAAUGGAUUCUCAAAAUUUUGAUCUAUUACCCCUUCUCUCCCUUUUCCUCUUCAUCCUUAUAGCACUAAAUAUUGUGAGAAAUCUAAAGAAAAAAGGCUCAUCUCCAAACCUACCUCCAGGACCAUGGAAGCUACCUAUUAUAGGACACAUACACCAUCUAGUUACCUCUACACCACAUAGAAAACUAAGAGACUUGGCCAAAAUACAUGGACCCUUGAUGCAACUACAGCUUGGAGAGAUCUUUGCAGUUGUUGUUUCCUCACCAGAGUAUGCUAAGGAGAUACUUAAAAUCCAUGAUAUUAAAUUUGCAUCUAGACCUAAGAUUCUUGCAGCGGAAAUAUUAUCAUAUGGUUGCACAAAUAUUUCUUUUUCCCCUUAUGGAAAUUAUUGGAGGAAGUUAAGAAAAAUAUGCACAAUGGAGCUUUUAACUCAAAAGCGUGUGAGUUCAUUUCAGUCCAUAAGAGAAGAAGUGUUCGUGAAUCUCAUCAAAAGGAUUGAUUCACAGCAAGGAGUACCCAUCAAUGUUACUCAACUUGUGGUUUCAUCAACUUUUGCUAUUAUUACAGAGGCUGCACUUGGCAAGAACUGCAAAGUGCAAGAAGAGCUUGCGGCUUUGGGAAAUGGAGAAUCUGUUGCGGGAGGUUUUGAUAUAGGUGAACUGUUUCCGUCUGCUAAAUGGCUUCAAGUUGUUUCGGGUUUGAGGCCGAAACUUGAGAGGUUGCAUAGACAAGUUGAUGAGUUGCUUGAAAAGGUUAUUGUUGAACAUAAGGAAGCAAAGUUGAAAGCAAGUCAAGGCCAAGGUGAUGAAGGAGAAGAAGAUCUUGUAGAUGUUCUUCUAAAUUUUCAGGGUGGUAAUGAUGGUGAUGAAGAUAUAUACUUAACUGACAACAACAUCAAGGCUAUAAUCAUGGACAUGUUUGGUGCUGGAGGUGAAACAUCAGCUUCUACUAUAGUUUGGGCAAUGUCAGAGUUGAUAAAAGAUCCAAGAGUGAUGAAGAAAGCUCAAGAUGAAGUGAGAGAAAUCUUCAACAUGAGAGGAAAAGUUGGUGAAAACUAUAUUAAUGAGCUAGAAUAUUUGAAGUGUAUUGUGAAAGAGACAUUAAGAUUACACCCUCCAGCUCCUCUUUUACUUCCAAGAGAAUGCAUGCAAGAAUGUCAGAUAGAUGGUUAUCAUAUACCAAUAAAAACCAAAGUGAUUGUUAAUGCAUGGGCAAUAGGAAGAGAUCCAAGGUAUUGGGCUGAACCAGAGAGAUUCUAUCCAGAGAGAUUCAUUGGUAGCUCUAUUGACUACAAAGGUGGUAGUUUUGAGUACAUUCCUUUUGGUGCUGGAAGAAGAAUGUGCCCAGGGAUGACAUUUGGUUUGAUAAAUGUUGAGCUAGCUCUUGCAUUGUUGUUAUAUCACUUUGAUUGGAAGCUUCCCAAUGGAAUGAAAGGUGAAGAUUUGGAUAUGAGUGAGCAAUUUGGAGCUACCAUCAAAAAAAGAGAUGAUUUGUACUUGAUACCCACUGCUCCUAUUCCUUCCGUAAUAAGAUAAAUUUAUGUAGCAUUGAUAUCUCUGAAAAAUGCAGUUUUGUGUCCGUGUCUGUGUAAGACACCUGCAACGACACUUUUAUUUUUUUAAAAUAAUUAUCGGAGUCACACUUCACUAGUUUCGGGGAAUCCAACAAUAAGAUGCUAUGGAAGAAUGUUUUCUAUGUUGUUGAUACAAUAAAUAAUUCCUCUAAAUAUUUUAAAAGAGCUACUAGAAGAUACUAGGCUCAAAAUAGAUAGUGCUCAAGAGCAACAAGCAUGGUUGCAUAAAUUUGUAGGCUUUGAUUUUAAAAUUGAAUAAGAAUCUGAAGCAUUAAACAAGUGUUCAGAAAUGUAUUCUAGGUGUUUCGUGUUUCAAACUUCAAGUCAUGGAAUAAGGCUCUUCAAGUUAUGUGGCAUUUGCUUGAGAUCCUUGUUUUGUCUUAAUGAAUCCUUUAACCUCAAGCUUUGUUGGGACUUAUUGCAUUCAAAGGAGAAUUGGACUUUUCUUCUGAACAAUGGAGUUUGUAGAAAUGACUACUCUAAACAAUCACGUUGCUUCUUCCAUAUGAAGUUGGGGUGAAGUGUAACUAGGAGGUUAUUCUGGAAAAUUCAAUUUGGCUUGUUUAUGAUGGCCAAAACAUUAACUUCUAGAAUGAUAGAUAACUAGUGAACUUCCUGAUUAGCACUCACAACCUGUAAACCUCUAAGGUUUGUGACUUCAUCUAUUGAUCAAAUUUUUCUUAGCUUCUCAAACAUGAGACAUUUAGUUUGGAUCCAUAACUCAAGAGGUGACCUUAAUCUCAAAGAGACAUACUCAUUUAAAUCUCACCAUUCUCACAAUAUGCACUGAACCAAAGCUCUUUGGAUUCCUAAACAGUAAACCC